Molecule: messenger RNA, 1188 nt
Organism: Hyphopichia burtonii NRRL Y-1933
Lineage: Eukaryota; Fungi; Ascomycota; Pichiomycetes; Serinales; Debaryomycetaceae
Gene: PTR3
Product: Ptr3p
Exons: 1
Coding region: 7-1128 (373 amino acids)
Molecular function (GO): protein binding
Source: RefSeq, a predicted model, not a curated record
GGAAUUAUGAGAGUUUUCAAUGUUAAUGAAAGAUUAGGUCCAUUAGGUAAACCACUUUAUACCUAUGUAACCAAUUUCCCCAUAAGAUGUAUAUCAAUCAGUCCCAAUGGAUCAUUGAUUGCAUGUGGUAUUACUGCAAGAGAGAGGCUUUCAGGAAAAGAGCAACCAUUUAUAGUUUUAAACAAAUUGAUUCCUUGUACAACCAUCCCAUCGAAAAAAAUUUUGGAUUCAGUGGAACCAAUCACUAUAACCAUUCCAUAUAGAGAUCCCAUCAAAUUGAUCAAUUUUAAUGCAUCGUCAACACAUUUAUUAUGUUGUACCGCAUGGGAAUCAAGAUAUCUUAUCAUCAGAUUAAGAAGUGCCCAUUCUGACAAUUAUAGACGACCAAGAUUGAUUUGGGCUGAUGCCAAAUACUCAAGAAAUCAGCCAUCGAAUAUCUUGGGUAAUAGUCUAGACUUUGGCAUCGAUGAUAGGAAAAGAUCCGACUUGGGGUUGGAUGAAAACGAUAAUGAUGUUUAUUACGAUACGGAGUUGAUGAUGGAUAACGAAGGAGUCACCGACUUACAAUUUGGCUCUUCAUUCUCCAAUACAGUUGUGUUAACUACUAGCUCAUUGAAAAACAAACCCUCGGUGGUUAUUCGUUUGGAUGGUCCCUCCAUUGAUUCUAGACACACCAACGAUGGCACAGACGCCAGUCUCCAUUCCAGCAACCAUAGCAGGCACGCCAAUGAAAAAAACUCCGAGAAUAGCGAACUCACCAACAUCAAAGACGCAGAAAUCAUCAUGAGGUUCCCAGAAAUCGGUUCAAUGAUUCAUGGGUUCUCCAUGUCUCCGCGUGGUGAUGGCAUAGUAUUCCUCGAUAAAACUGGUAAGUUAUACCUAGUCUCCACCCCAAACUUCCGUCUCAACACCAGUGCCACCGGAACCCAGGGUAAGAAGAUCGUGGUUCUUUUGGGUGAAGUCUCCAAUGCUGAGCACUAUACCGAAUCGGCAUCAGUCAAAUUCUCAAGCGAUGGUGGUAAGGUUUUCACCGUCGACCGCAAAGGGAUCUUUUCCGUGUUUGACUUCACAAAGGGUAUUCCUGGCGAAGAUCUUGACGUUGUCAAAUGUAAAAUCAUCACUUUAUAGACUAUAUACUGUUUUUUUGCAACUAAUAAAGCAAAUUCUCUCGGACAAAUCACAGAACAA